CUGUCAUUGAUGCCAAACAAUUUUUUUUUUUGGUUUCAAACAGUAAUCAACCACGUUGUGUGUCUGCCGGUGGAACAAUCACUUCAAAGAUGCAAAGAUGACCAGCGAAUCAGCCGUAUGUAAAAAUCAUCCCGAUAGUUUUUGUUACGUUUGUGGCGAAUACGUUUCGGCGGCAUUCAAAAAGCCAAUCAGCGAAGUGCACAAAAAAGCGUACCUGGCAUACUUUGGCUUCGGUAUAUGUGAUCAAAACAAACAGUGGGUGCCGCAUUUUCUGUGCAAAAAUUGUCAUUUGGGCCUACUAAAGUGGUUCAAUGACUGUGGCGGCGGCUUAAAUUUUGCCAAGCCAUUGAUUUGGCGCGAACCACAUGAUCACAAUGUCGACUGUUAUUUUUGCUUAACUCGAAUCGAUGGUGCCACCGGCAAAGUGGAAUACGCAAAUGUGAUGUCAGUAACACAGCCAGUCGCAAACCGUACACCAGUCAACACACAACCAAUCAGUUACAGUGCUCCAUCACCAGUGCGAGUGAAAUAUAUCGAAACACAUUUAAUCUUGCCAAACGAAUUGGAUUUGCUGAUUAGCGGUCUCAAUUUAAGCGAACGAAGCGCCGAGAUUCUUGUCAAAACAUUUCAGGAAUGGAAAAUUUUAGCGCCAUUUCCAGGCUUUCAUCGUCGCAAAGUAGCACAAGUGAUGUAAUUCGUUCCAGCCAACAAACACCUCUUCAUUUUGUUUACAUUCAACAACAACGACAACAGCAAUUCAUUAUUCACCAUCAGCAAUGUGAGCACUUGCUGUGCUGUCCAAGUGACGUCCCCACAACAACAAAAACUCCUUUAUCAAUAGCUCCAUCAUACUUUUGCAUCUAUUUACUGUCAUCGUUCUUCUUACAUAAAAUGUGACCAAAAAUCUAAUUGUAAACUAGAAAAAACAAUUUAGAGGAUAAACUGUUGACAAUAAAAUUGAGUGCAAGAUUAAAUUAAUUAUUUUGCUAAUGAUAUUUUCAAUGUAAAUAAAUGCACGUUCCGAAUUUGAUAGAAAAAAAAA
Molecule: messenger RNA, 1042 nt
Organism: Sitodiplosis mosellana (orange wheat blossom midge)
Lineage: Eukaryota; Metazoa; Arthropoda; Insecta; Diptera; Cecidomyiidae
Exons: 2
Coding region: 98-694 (198 amino acids)
Source: RefSeq, a predicted model, not a curated record